AUGGAAGCCCCCACGGCAGACUGGGACCUCCAUAUCCCGGAGCAAUACGACCCGUUGCUCCCAUACCUUAACGAACUCCGGGACCCCGCGCGCGUCAAUAAUCCCAUCCCCGGGGGACACGGUUAUCCCUACAAUCCGCCUGGGAAUGGCCGGGUUUGGCGGGGCCCCGCGCGCGACAAUGCUCCCUUCCCCGAGGGAAACGGUUAUGCCUACCAUCCGCCUAAUAAUGACCGGGUAUGGUAUUACCUGCCCCCCAACGGUGGUGCGCCGAUCCCGGUGAUUCGCGACCCUGGGGAUAGCCGGCAGCAUGGAGGUGCCCGUGGACGUGGCGGUUUCCGGGGUCGUGGAGCUUUUCGAGGGCGUGGAGGCUUCCGAGGAUAUAGAGGCUCCCGGGGACCAGGGGGUCAACCUAGGGAUCAAACCGGUCUUCAAGGAAAUCGAGGCGAUCCGUUAAGGGGUCGAGGAGGUCAGCCAUGGGGUCGAGGACGUGUCAGAGGCCUGGCAGGUUUUGGACGCCGAGGAGGAGGCCUUAUGGCCUCAUGGUACGAGGACUCCUCGAGCGACGAGACCCCAGACAACGAGGAGGCUCCAGACAACGAGGAGGGCGCAGGGGACGAUGCGCAAACUGGCCACGGUGUUGUCGCUGAAACUUGA
Aspergillus homomorphus CBS 101889 is the source of this 654-nucleotide messenger RNA. RefSeq lists its product as uncharacterized. The transcript is spliced from 2 exons. The coding region runs from base 1 to 654 and encodes 217 amino acids. The record is from RefSeq and is a predicted model, not a curated record. NCBI's taxonomy places the organism in Eukaryota, Fungi, Ascomycota, Eurotiomycetes, Eurotiales, Aspergillaceae.